AUGUGUGACACCCAUUUCAACAGUUAUGAGCCUGAAUAUGCAAAGAAUAAGAAGAUAUCAGACUUUAUCAAUCUUGAUAAACCUGAUAUCUUCUCUGAACUAGAAGAAUCUCUGAAACCUGAGUAUUCAGAAGAAGUCACUGCAGAGGUCAAGAUAGUAUAUAAUAUUAAGAUCACUGUGUGA
This is a messenger RNA of Blastomyces dermatitidis ER-3, 183 nucleotides long. RefSeq lists its product as uncharacterized. The record is from RefSeq and is a predicted model, not a curated record. The transcript has 2 exons. NCBI's taxonomy places the organism in Eukaryota, Fungi, Ascomycota, Eurotiomycetes, Onygenales, Ajellomycetaceae. The coding region runs from base 1 to 183 and encodes 60 amino acids.